Messenger RNA from Penicillium verrucosum, 1014 nucleotides. RefSeq lists its product as uncharacterized. Bases 1 to 1014 code for a protein of 337 amino acids. NCBI's taxonomy places the organism in Eukaryota, Fungi, Ascomycota, Eurotiomycetes, Eurotiales, Aspergillaceae. Gene Ontology annotation, molecular function: RNA polymerase II cis-regulatory region sequence-specific DNA binding; copper ion binding; DNA-binding transcription factor activity, RNA polymerase II-specific. Gene Ontology annotation, biological process: intracellular iron ion homeostasis; positive regulation of transcription by RNA polymerase II; intracellular copper ion homeostasis. The record is from RefSeq and is a predicted model, not a curated record. The transcript is spliced from 3 exons. Gene Ontology annotation, cellular component: nucleus.
AUGCUUAUCGACGGUCAAAAGUGGGCGUGUGAAGCUUGUAUACGGGGCCACCGUGUGACCAGCUGCAAACACCAUGAUCGUCCAUUGAUUCGCAUCAAGCGUAAAGGUCGACCUUUCGCAACAUGUACAGUGUGCAAUGCCACACCCUGCACAUCUCCACUGGAGCACGCGCGCACAAAACGUGACGCAGAGCUCAAAUGUCCUUCAAAAAAAGCCUCGAGCCACGGAAGACUCUAUGCGCGGCAUAAUCCCACCAAUUUCCUUCCCAUUGCCCCUCGUCCAACUCCCGGUGCAAGUCCAAGUCCCGGUCACGGUCCGUCGGGGUCGAUUUCGGGUUCCGUGGGCGGCGGAAAACCUCUCUUAACGACGAGCGUGACAAAGUCAAAGUCAAAGUCUAGGUCCGGGUCGAAAUCGGCCUGCUCGACCUCGUCGGCUUCGUCGCCCGCAAAGACACCUAACUACCAUUGCCAUGAUGUAAUUGGCGCAGGAGAUUGGUCAGGCUCCGAGGGCUCGAUGUCUAGGAUUGACUCAUCGAGACACACAGUGUCAUUCUCUGGGUCUGUUUUGUCUGGUUUGGACUCGACCUCGACCUCGAACUCGAAUCAGACUCUCAGUCCAGAAGAGCAGGGGGGCUGUGGCUCCCUUUCUCAUUCCGCGCCUGGAUCUCUGUAUGAAUACCCCGUUUCCUCGGAUGCUGAUGUCGCGGCUGUGGCCUUGUUUGAUCCUGCGUAUUCGCUCCAGCCUUCUACGCUUUCUGUUUCUGGUUCGCAGAUCGCGCAGACCUUGUCCAUGGUUAGUCCGCUGGACGGGGCGCAUCCGUUUGACUUCUCGCUGGAUCCUGCGCUGGAAUUGGGUGAUAACAACUUGGGAUAUUUGAACGAGGUCGAUCUGAAUAUGGAUUUGGAGUUACCGGCUAUGGAGGAGUUUCAUGUCGAGGAUUGGUCGAGGUAUAUGUGGUCCGCUGAGACAGGGUUUGAGCAUUUAGAUACUGGAUUCCCUCCUGUGUCGCAAUAA